AAUGUGACGGUCCUGUCUGCACUCUUAUCAGUGCAUGUGUCACACUCUGGCUGAACAGUUGACAGAGCAGGUGUAAGUGACACAGAGAGCAACAGUAGUCAGCAAUAUGUCUGUGAUAGAGUCAAAGACGGAGCUCUUCACCGUGGCUGGGACUGACACUGGGGACUCAGGGGCAGGUUCAGGGGUAGUCAACUCCAGGAAAAUAGUCACCACCUUUGAGAGAUAUAUCCAGCCGUGCUUAGCUGAGGUGUUAGGAUGCACUCUCUUCAUCUUCGUGGGAUGCGGGUCUGUUAUUGAGAAUGCCGGCGUUCCGGGGAGCAUCCAGCCUGCUCUGGCUCAUGGGCUGGCGCUGGCGAUUGUUAUCGCUGUACUGGGAGAGAUCAGUGGUGGCCACUUCAACCCAGCUGUGUCUGUGAGUGUGUGCGUCAGUGGAGGACUGGACGUCAUCCUACUGGGGCCGUAUAUACUCUCACAGAUAGUGGGGGGGGUGACUGGGGCUGGCUUGGCAAAGGAGUAUCAAGUGGUGAAGGGGGUCUCAGCAGGGUCAGGCAGCCAGGGAAGACCAGUCUGUGACGGAGCUGAGGCAGUUUACUCCAUCAUCAACUAUGACAGUGCAGCAGGGGGAGCGUUCAACGUGGUUAAAACCAGCGGCAACAUCGGCAGUGCCGCUGUAGCAGAGAUGGUCAUGACCCUCUUCCUGUCCCUUGUGGUCUGUAUGGGGGCCGUCAACGGCAGGACCCGUACCCCACUGGCCCCACUUUGCAUUGGGCUCACUGUGACUGCUAACAUACUGGCUGGCGGGUCAGUAUCUGGAGGGUGUAUGAACCCAGCGCGGGCGUUUGGCCCUGCAGUGAUGGCUAACUACUGGGAGUACCACUGGAUCUACUGGGUGGGACCGGUUGCAGGGGCCCUUAUCACUGGCAGCUUGGUCAGGUUGUUGUUUGGAGACCAGAAGACACGGCUUGUUCUGAAGUAAAAGUGUUAUCUUGGAGACAUGGGGCAUUGUCUUCCAAAAUAUUGUACUUCCCUUUAUAGCUUGCAGAACUUUUGUAUUUCACAUCUUGUCGUACACGUCAUAUUGUUUUGAACUGUACUGUAUAACAAAAACAAUCUGCAUAAGUACAGUACAUUCAAACCUAUGGUCACGUCUGGCCAUUCAAUCCGUCAAUCAUUGUUUAUGUUUGGUUCAAAGUUCUUUAAUGGAAAACAUGAAUCGUUUUUACUAUUUUAUUACACUAUAGGUGGUGUAAUAACUUUUUGAACUCAACAGACGCAUUGAACUCACUGACUGAUAAAAUAAAUUCAAAAUCAUACUUCAA
Molecule: messenger RNA, 1319 nt
Organism: Salvelinus fontinalis (brook trout)
Lineage: Eukaryota; Metazoa; Chordata; Actinopteri; Salmoniformes; Salmonidae
Product: aquaporin-8-like
Exons: 6
Coding region: 107-976 (289 amino acids)
Biological process (GO): transmembrane transport; water transport
Cellular component (GO): plasma membrane
Molecular function (GO): water channel activity
Source: RefSeq, a predicted model, not a curated record